Molecule: messenger RNA, 6760 nt
Organism: Musca domestica (house fly)
Lineage: Eukaryota; Metazoa; Arthropoda; Insecta; Diptera; Muscidae
Gene: RhoGAP18B
Exons: 5
Coding region: 236-5464 (1742 amino acids)
Biological process (GO): small GTPase-mediated signal transduction
Cellular component (GO): cytoplasm
Molecular function (GO): GTPase activator activity
Source: RefSeq, a predicted model, not a curated record
UCGUGAAGUUCAAAUGUGUUAAUAAAUCGUAAUAAACAAAAACAACAAGAAUUCGAGAAUAAGAAAGAGAGAAAAACAACUAUCUUUUGAGAGAGUGAGCAAAAGAGAAAUAUUUUGUUAAGAAAAAAAAUUAAAGAGAACUUACACAACAGAGAGUAAAAGUAUGGGGUCUCCGUGAUUAAACCGCAAGUGUUCAGAUAAACCACAACAAAAAUAACAACACACGAAGCCAACAAUGAGUCAGGAGAAAGAUACAAACAAAUAUAGUCCAAACAACAACCACUGCUACAAGAACAACAAAAAUAACAACCACCACCACAACAACAACAGUAACAAUCAUAACACCAUGAAAUAUGAAAACAAACGAUCGUCUGUGCCCAAGGCGGCUGCUGCUACGGCUCUUGGCUGUGAUGGAGCGUCCACCACGGCUCUCUAUGAGAAUUUCAUGGCUCCCCAUCAACGAGAAAACGUCAUCGCCCCAGCCAACAAUAACAAUCAGAUAUACUCAUAUUUGGCGGCGGCGGCGGUUGAAAACAACUCUAACCAGACCAGUCCAUUUAAUGGUGCUCAGCAGUUCGUUUACGAAACAAGCACUCAACUAAACGGCAAGUUUUCGGUAUCUUCCACAACGUCGAGUUCCGUCGACGACAAAGAUAAGGAAAAACGUAAUUACGAAAACAUCGACUUUGGCGAUCGGCAAUAUUUGGACGGGAAUCGGAAAGUGUUGUUGCAAAAAUAUUUUCGUACCGCCCUGGUGGGACCGCGCGAUAAUAUCUACGAGAAUUUAUGUCGCGGCUGUAACUACGGUGUCUUUAGCGCUCGCGGUCCACUGUGUAGUUUUUGUGAGUGUAUUGUGAAUGGUGUCCAAAGUUUGGGACCCACACCCGUCGAGAGUACAAAUAAUAUUUACGAGAAUAUCUGUGAGUAUUGUUCGCAAUUUUAUAGCGGUAACGAUGCCGAGGAUUGUGCGUGUCGUAAGCAUAAACAAUUGGAAUUAACGUUUAGUUUUCGGGAAGAGGAAAGUGAAGAGAUAGAGGUGAAGGAGGAGAAUAAACAAAAGUAUUUGAAAAAGUCGGGUAGUGAAGAUUGUCUAAUAAAGUGCGAGGAAGAAGAGAAAAAACCACAGAAACAAGUGAAAAUCCGCAAAUCUCAAUCGUUCAAUAAAAGUGUCAAACCCAAGCGAUUGGCCAGUUUUUGGGAAUCUCUGCGAAAAAAUCGCUCAAGUGAUUUGAAAACGAAAAAGUCCCCGGCUGCUGCCUUGGAAAUUGUUCACAACGUUGAGGGUUAUGAUCAGGUGUUCCAUACCAAAGAUACCUUCGAUUUGCAGCGUAUUUGUGAGCUAAAACGCAGUGCCACCAGCUGUAGUGAUCAGCAUAUUUAUGGUAGAUUAAAAAAUAGAGAUUUGGAAUUACUUAAGUCGCAGGAGGAAUUUCUCUCCACCCAGAGUCUGAGUCAACACGAAAAGGGACCGAAAAAGAAACGUAUUUCCAAGGCGAAAUUUUUAAGAUCGGCUUCCUCAAAUGUCGAUCAAGAGGAGAGCCAAUAUUCUAUAGAGACAUUGGCUGCUCCCACUGCAAAUAAUUCCAGCUUACAAUCGGUUUAUUUGAAUGCCAGCAUUUGCCAAUGGCUGGCCUCGCUGCGUCAUCACCAUCAUCAUCAUCAGUAUGUCAACAAUCAGUUGAAUGGUGUAAAUAGCUGGUUGUUAGCUUUAGGCAUUGAAGAUUUCGAUGAGUGUUUGUGCUAUCCCAAAAGCAUACCGGCCAAACGUCGUUAUCAAUUGGGCGCCACCUUCACAACUCAUACUUCAAAACAUUUACAAAUUUCUCAAAACGUGUUAAUGACUAAUAAGUCAAAUAUCCGAGCGCAUAAAGAUUUAACAGAUUCAACGGAAAUUGUGACACUUAGAAGAGGUGGUGGUGGUGUUGGUGGCAUAUCAUCAACAGAGUCCUUGGCCAGUGUUGAUGUUGACUACCUACCUACCAACAACGAAGAAGAUCAUUAUCGGCAAAUGGUUGAGGAAUUUAUGUGGCAUUUAAUAAAUAAACAAGUGAAAAGACAACCUUACCAAGAACAACAACAACAAAAACCAUUCAAUACCAUGGCCUCAGGUGGUAAUAGAACACACAAUGACAUACCUUUACGUCAAGCCAAUACAAAUCAUAACAAAGCCAAACGUCAAGGUAUGUACCUGCGCCUGGAGGAAACCCCUAAUUUGCAAGCGGCGGCAGCAGAAGCGACACCAAUCAAUAACAAUGAAAAUUUACCGGUUUUACCCAAAGAGAGUAUUACAGCUCUUGGUAAAGAGAAACUAUACUCUUCAAAAGGAGAGUUAACGGAAACCAACAGAAAUGAGCCAAGACAUGACUUUGGCAAAGAGCGAGUUGAUGUUGAAAUAACUGACUCUCUCAGAGAUGGAGAAAUUAAAGAAGAAAAUGAAAAACCCCACUCCAAAGAAGAGUUAACGGAAGGCAAUAGAAAUGAGCAAAGCAAAAACUCUUUCAAAGAAGAGUUAAUUCCAGACAAUAGAAAUGAGCAAAGAAAUUCCAAAGAGAGGAUUAAGGGUCCAAUAAAUAACUCUCUUAAAAAUAUAGAAAUUGAGGAAAUAAAUAACUCUUCCAUUGAGAGCACGGCACAUAUAGAAGAGAGUUUAAAAUUAAAUGCCAGAAAUCUAGAAAACAAAAGAGGUGGCAUCCAUGAGAGAAAUGUUUUAAAGGCCUUUGAAGCUUUACUUAGACAAGAGCAACAGCAACAACAACACCAUCACCACUACACUAAACAAACACAUGCCAUAGACGAUGACGAGAAGGAAACGGAAGCCAAAGAAUCUCAGUUAAUAACAUCGACAUAUGUUCCGGAGGUGGCAACAUUUGCUAUUAACGCCGUCCAUGCAAAUAAACAAACCGAUGAACAACUGCCCAUAUUUGAUUUUUACAAUCUCAUUCAAUCUCUACAACUCUCCGCGAGCCUAAAUACAAUUGCUCUGCACUACAGUUACAAUGAGCGGGUAUUGUGGGUAUUUUUAGUUAAGGUCUCUCAAGCGGGCGAGAAAUAUAAACAUUUAAGCCACGAGCAAAUGGUGAGAAAAUAUCUCCGUUUUCUCCGUUACCUUAGCGUCGUUGUUCACAGCUCACAAAACAAACAAAGAUCGUUGUGGAGCAUUGACGACGAUCACAGUAGCACGAUUGUUGCACCACCUCCGCUUAAACAUUCAGUUGUAGCUGAAACGUCGUCCGGUAGUGUUGAUCUGAAGCUAGACUUGAUGAAGACAAACGGUAGUCUAUACGGUCGUAUUAUUGUGCGAAAGACAAAUGACUCACUGCUGUCGAACGGGAAAAACGAUAAUGAAAUGCAAAUGACAUCGAGUCAAUCAUUAAUCAAUUCGGAAAUAAACAAUAAUAAUAAUAAUAACAACAUUAAGAAAACGCGUAAAUCUCCACCCGCUGUACCCAAACGGUCACCGCACACCAAAUUAUCACCCUCCACGGAGCAGUUACCCCCCAUACCCGGGCAACGCAACAAAAUGACCAAACCCCCAGCACAACUUUGUGAGGAGACCCGGAACUCAAACCAGGCCUCGGCAGCGGAGCUGAAGGAGGAGGAGGAGAGUAUCUAUCAACCCAUAUGGAAAUUUAAAACCGUGGGUGAGGUAGAGGAGCAUUUUCGCAGCGAUGAGGAUUACUACAGCCUGGAGGAAUUGAAAAAGCAAGGUCAAUCGGAUUCUAUUCCCGAUAUUUGCAUAACCGAACAGGAUGAAGACGAUCACAGUGAGUGGGAACCAGAUGAGGAAUUUAUUUUUACCACCACAAACUCAACCUCGAACAACAACAGCAAUGACAAGCACGAUUCAGACCGCAACAUACCCUCGAUAACAUCCAUUAAACGCACUGAAUCUCUGAGUAGUCAGGAUCGUAAUUCCACCAUACGCAGCAAUCGUAGCCUGGACAGCACCUUGGGUUCUACAUCGCUCAGUGGCAGUACCAUUACGGAUUUUGCCAGCAGCACUGCCACCCUGGCCUCCAAUGUUAGCUCCAGCCUGGUGCAUCACAUGUUUCGAAAUAUUGGCAUAUUUUAUAGCCUGACCGAACCUAAAUUGCGAGCCAUUAUUUAUGACUACGAUCGGAUACAUGCUACGAAAUAUUUCGCCAAAUCCCCCAUAAUUGCGGAUGACAGCAAUGACAGCGGCCUUGGUAAAUCGCCCACACCUUCGGUGAGACAAAUUCAGCAACAGCAACAUUCGAUGAGGGGAUCACCUAUUCUGCAAAAGCAGUCGCAGCAGCAGCAACAACAACGCCUACAGUAUGGGGGAAAACCAAAUAAAUGCAUCAGCAGCAGUGAAAGUGUUGCGGAGAAUAAUGAUACAAUGCGAUCAUCACCAUCAUCAGCUGGCUCAGCGAAAGUGUUGGCAGGCCCUAACCUAAGCCCCCCAAAUACACGAAAUUCCCCCAACACAGACAAUAAUAAUGGCAGUAGCAGUAGCAUCGCUGGCGAUCCAGCAGCAUGUAAUUUAUCAUCUGUAUUAGCAUGGAAACAACAAUUGUUGAAUGUAAAUUAUAUGGAGGAUGAAGAAGAUAUGAUUGUCUCAGAAUCGGAAAUUUUGCGUGCUCAAAUGAUCAAAGAAGACGUCCAGCCGCAACAAUUCACCCAGCGAUACAAGAGUCGAUCGACAGAGAAUUUUUUGGAAUUACCUGCCGAGGAUGAUGAAAAGAAAACAAUUGCCGAUCGUGUGCGAAGUCGAUUACAACGAGGAAUUUUAAAUAUUAACAGUAAAGUUUCCCCCAAAAGCGAAAAGAAAAUCUAUAAAGGUCAGCGUAAUGCGCAAACAACAAGUCUAUACCUGGAAGAUGGUCUCAAACCAAAGUAUCCAAUAUUUGGAACACCCCUGGACCAAUUGGAACUGAAUCGGACCACGUGUCCGAAUGUGCCACGUUUUGUUGUCGAUUCCAUUGAGUAUAUUGAACGUAACGAUCGCAUCGUACAGGAUGGUCUCUAUAGAGCGUGUGGCAAUAAAUAUAUCAUCGAUGAGCUGAAACAGAAACUUAGCAAAUCAUAUAUUUAUGAUCCGAAAUUAAUAACAGCCGAUGAUAUACACACUGUGACGAGUUUACUCAAGCAAUUCUUUCGAGAUUUGCCACAACCGCUGAUACCGCAGGAGACGUACAAUUGUCUGGCACGUGAUCUGCUCAAAUCGUCGGAGAACAGCAACGAUACAUUCCGAAUAGCAAUAAAUGAGAUGCCCGAACCGAAUAAGUCGACAUUGGCAUUUCUAAUAAAGCAUUUAACAAAUGUUGCCGCUUGCAGUGCCUCAAAUCGCAUGACCGCUUCCAAUUUGGCCAUUGUCUGGGGACCAUCGCUCUUCACUUUGAAUGAGGCCAACACCUAUGAUAUUGGACGCAUGAAUACCAUAGCCAAAAUGCUAAUAGAAAACUUUGAUCGAAUUUUCUACACAAAUGAACGUUUGCUAUAAGCUAAAACAUUUAUUGUUAUUAUCAUUACUAUUAUUAAUAUUAUUGUAAUUGUAAUUAUUAACAAAUUCAUUAUUAUUAUUAUUAUUAUUGUAUACAUACAAAAAAUGUUUAUUAUUAAAUUAUUUAUUAAAAAAAAUAUAGAUCGACUUCCACAAGUGCAUGUUUGUCAACAAAUUGAAAAUACAAUAAUUAACAAAUAGAAAAAAAAGCUUUACUCAUUAGUUUUUAGAUGGAAAUUAAUACGAAAUAUAUUCUUAUAAUGAUGAUGAUGAUGUUUAUUAUCAUCAUUCUUUAUUAUGAAUAGAUAGAUUUAUAUUAUUGAGACUUGAAAAUAACAAUAAUAUAUAUUUUUUUUAAUCUUUACUCAUAUACUUAUACACUUGUAAAUACAGUUUGUCAAGAAAGUAUUGAAACAAAAUUUAUUUGAUUUUCAUAAUUAAAAUUUGAAGCAAUUUUUUGUUCUAUAAAAACGUGAAAUUGAAACUUAAAUAAAAAAUCUGGAUAAAUAUUAAAAAAAAAAUACAAAAUAAAAAAAGUAAUAAUAAUUCUCAUCCCACAUUUCCAUAGAAUAAAAAUCCUGCUCCUAGUAUUGUUUUUUUAAUAUUUGUAUGUAUUUUUUUUUAAUUUAAAACUAUCGAUUUUGUUAAAUACUUUCUUGAUAGAUUGUAUAAACUUAUUUAUAUAGUCACAUGCUGAUAAAUCGAACUAAUAUCACAACAUACCAAAUAUUUUGUGUUAAAAGACAUACUUAUAGAACAUCACAUUAGUUUCAUAGAAAUAUUUAGCCAACCCUCCCUCCCCCCGCAAAUAGUUUUCCAUAAAACAAUAUGAUAAUAUUCAUAUAUAAAAAUAAACGUUUUGGAGCUGAUCGCAGCGAUUGGCCUUUGAUUUACAGAGUGUCAUUUUGGUAUUUUAAAAAUGGGGCCUUGCAAAUUUGUAUAUUUUUCAAUUUUCAUAUAUACUCAAAUCUUAGCCCCCAAUUCCGAACUUUUAGAAACAUCCUAAAUUUCACCCUAGAAACCAAUGAUAACUUUUAAAAUGUUGUUUUCUAUAUUGUUUUAGGUGCUCCCUUAAAACAUAAACUAUGUUUUAUGUAUUCAUUGUUUUUUAAUAAUUCCAAAUUAUUUUAAUAAAAAAUUUCCAUUUUAAAUUUAAGUAAAACAAACAAAAAAAACAUAAAAAUAUUAAUGUGAUAACUUAGCUUGGUAAGACUGUGUAUAUUUCGUGUGCUCCGUAUUUUUUUAUUUGUAUAUAAAAAUAAUUGUAAUAAAACAAAAACUAAUAACAAAAAAAAA